AUGGAUUCCAAAUUAAAGAAGAUCGUCGGACGCUACUCCGAAGAGGACCCGACGUCCAACCUGCAGCCGAUCGAUGACGACUUCGGCGACAGCGGGGCGGAUGCCGCACCCCGGAUGUACGGACCUGGAUAUGGAGACAUGCUGUUCGUGGAGCACAUCGACAUGUGUCAGAACAUAAACAAACCAACCCACUACACCACCGAGUACGACACGAAUAACCUGGUGGUCCGCCGCGGCCAGGAGUUCAUCAUCAGGGUCACCUUCAGCCGCCUGCUGACGCAGCAGGACGACUUCCAGCUGGAGUUCCUCAUUGGCCCCAACCCUUCACACAACAAGGGCUCACUGGUGGUGGUGACCUUUAACACCCGCCAUGGCGGUCCGUGGUCGGGUCGGGUCAUCAACAUGGAAGGUCCAUCCGCCGUAUUGGGCAUCACGCCAAGCCCCAACGCCAUCGUGGGGAAGUUUCGUACCUACGUGGCCAUCUUGGUGGGCGGAGAAAUGCAGCGGACCAAGAGGGACCAGAGCACUGACCUGUAUCUGCUCUUCAACGCCUGGUGUCCAGAGGACCCUGUGUUUCUUCCCAAUGAGGAAGAACGGAGGGAGUAUGUUCUGAACGACAUGGGUAUAAUCUACCAGGGCAAUGCCUCAACCGUAACUCCGAGGAGCUGGAUGUACGGACAGUUUGAGAAAGGCAUUCUGGAUGCUUGUAUUUACAUCCUGGAUAGUAGCCGAAUGCCGAUCUUCAACCGAGGGAACGUCAUCAAACUGGUCAGGAAGGGAUCGGCCAUGAUUAACUCCCAGGACGAUAACGGUGUGCUGGUCGGAAACUGGAGCAACGACUACUCCAUGGGAACGCGGCCGACGGCCUGGACCGGCAGCGUCAAGAUCCUGCUGAAGUACGCCAACACGGGAGUGCCCGUGUGCUUCGCCCAGUGCUGGGUGUUCGCCGGAGUCUUCAACACCUUCCUUCGGUGCUUCGGCAUCCCAUCGAGGGUCAUCACCAACUUCAGCUCAGCUCACGACAACACGGGGAACCUGAAGACCGACCUCAUCUUCAACAUGGACGGCACGCCAGACCGACGCAACACCCGCGACUCCAUCUGGAACUACCACUGCUGGAACGAGGUGAAUAUGGUGCGAUACGACCUGCCGCCUGGCUAUGGGGGAUGGCAGGUGGUGGACGCCACGCCGCAGGAGACCAGCGAUGGGCACUAUCGCUGUGGUCCAGCCUCGGUUAAUGCCAUCAAGAAAGGCCUACUGUGUCACCCCUUUGACGCCGGAUUUGUCUUUGCGCAGGUAAACAGUGAUGUGGUCUUCCUGAAGAGGGACAAGUAUGGGACUCUGACUCCCUUCAAGGUGGACACCACCCACGUGGGCCAGGCUCUUUACACCAAAGCUGUGGGCAGCAACGCACCUGUAAACGUCACACAAACCUACAAGUACCCCGAAGGCAGCCCUGAGGACGAAGCCACCAUGCUUCGGGCGGAGGAGUUCGGCUGCGAGAGGGACCACUCAGACGUGCCCGCCGGCCAGGUGGCCGUCAAGAUCAUCGCUGAACCGUGUCUUCUUGGUGCUGAUAUGAAAGUGGAAGUGGCUUUCCAGAAUCAUGGAAACACUCCCACAUCUGUGGAGGCUCACAUGGAGGUAUCCACCAUUUUCUACACCGGAGCCAUCGCCAACCAUUUCAAGGACCAGGACUUCGUCGUGGACAUACAGCCCGGAGGCAAGAAGAAGGUGCCGCUGACGGUCAGUGCUCAGGAGUACAUGCCUCGCCUCAGCUCUCAGCUCUCCCUGCACGUCGUGGUGACGGCUCAGUUCGGAGGACAGUCUGUGGCCGACAGUAAAGUCAUCGAGCUGAUGACACCGAAGCUCCUCAUCACGGUGAGCGACAUGCCUCAGGUCGGCCAGGACAUGUUUGUGACCGUCUCCUUCACCAACGUUCUCCAAAUCCCCCUGGAAAAUGUGACUGUCUGCCUGGACGGCGCCGGACUCACCGAACUGAGGACACAUUUCUACGCCAUCAUCCCGCCGCAGGGGUCCAUCUCCUGGCAGGAGACCAUCAGGCCUCGCCUGUCAGGAGUCCGAGUCUUCAUUGCAAUUCUGUACUGCGAAGCCCUGCCCUACACUGCAGCCGUGGAGCGCAGAGGCUGGCACCAGGGGGCGCUGCUGCACGUGCCGCAGGCUUCAGAGAAAUGA
Molecule: messenger RNA, 2196 nt
Organism: Salarias fasciatus (jewelled blenny)
Lineage: Eukaryota; Metazoa; Chordata; Actinopteri; Blenniiformes; Blenniidae
Product: coagulation factor XIII A chain-like
Exons: 18
Coding region: 1-2196 (731 amino acids)
Biological process (GO): blood coagulation, fibrin clot formation; peptide cross-linking
Molecular function (GO): protein-glutamine gamma-glutamyltransferase activity
Source: RefSeq, a predicted model, not a curated record